UGGUCUCUCUAUAUUCCAUUACCAUAGGCAUAGAGAAUGGAAGAAAAUCAAUGGAUGAAGAUCGUCAACGAAGAGUUGGGAAGACUGCCCUACACUUCAGAAGAGUCGGCACAUUGGAGCAAACAAUCCAUCUACAGAAUCCCGGCCUCCGUCACCGCCAUCAACCCCACAGCUUACACCCCAUAUCUCGUCUCAAUCGGCCCCUAUCACCAUGGCUCUGACAACACCAAGCCUAUGGAAAAGCACAAGCAUCGCGCCUUCCUCCACUUCCUCGAGCGAUCUAAGAUGCCGAUCCACGCUUUCUGGGAUGCCUUGGCGCCAGUCGCCCAGGAUCUCAAAGAGGCAUAUGAUGAGUUGAGUCCGGAAUGGCAAGACGACACACACAAGUUCCUACAGCUCAUGAUCAUCGACGGUUGCUUCAUCUUGGAAAUACUCCGCUCCAGCACCACAUUGACUAACGCCCCACCCCCGCCUUCCGAAGCCCAGCCGUCCAUCGUUAGAGAUUACGCGCCUAAUGAUCCCAUAUUCAGCCGCCACGGCAAGCUCUACUUUGUCCCUCAUUUGAGGCGAGAUAUGAUGAUGCUCGAGAACCAGCUGCCCCUUCUGGUCCUCCAAAAGCUGCUCGCCGUUCAGACAGGCCAGCCUUUCGAGGAGUAUGAUCUGACGAAACUCAUCCUGGGAUUCUUUGGGAAUUUCAUUCCCACCAGGAACAUGACCGAGUUCAACCACUGCAAUCACAUGCUAGAAAUAUUCAGGAAGAGAUUUCUACUCGAGGAGCACAAGGUCAGGGGCCCCAGCAGCAGGCACAUCCACGGUGUCGACAUAAUUCACCCCGUCAAGAAUCUUGUCGCGGGCGGGAUCAAAAUCAAGAGGAACAAAACAAGCAGCAUCAAGGAUAUAUUCUUCGACAGUGUGUACCGCGUGCUGAAACUACCUCAGAUCUCGUUGGAUGAAUCCUCAGAGUCGGUGUACCUCAACCAGAUGGCCUUUGAGCGUUUCCACGUGGGAGCAGGCAAUGAAGUGACUUCCUUCGUAUUUUUCAUGAACAACAUGAUCGGCAGCUCGAGCGACGUCACCAUUCUGCAGAAUUACGGCAUCAUUGAGAAUUUUAUCGGCAGCGAAGACGAUGUGGCAAAGCUGUUCCAGUCAUUGACCAAGGGCAUCACGCCCGAUCCGGAGAACAGCCUCGACGAGGUUCAUAGGCAGAUCGGUGAAUACUGCAGUAAGCCAUGGUCUCAGUUGAGAACUGAAAUCAUUAACACCUACUUCACCGAUCCCUGGGCUAUUACAGCCGCCGCCAUCUUGCUCUUCGUCCUCACCAUUCUUCAGACUAUUUUCUCUGUCUUAGCUUACACCAAUCCUCGCUAGUGAUUCAUCAUGUCACCUGCUCGUUUACAAUAUACUUAUGUUUACUUGUUUUAUUUUAUCUUGAUUUGAUUAUUCAAUGAACAUAAUCGAGUCGAGCAUUAUUAUAAUAUAAAAUAGUACUAUAAU
Molecule: messenger RNA, 1494 nt
Organism: Salvia hispanica
Lineage: Eukaryota; Viridiplantae; Streptophyta; Magnoliopsida; Lamiales; Lamiaceae
Product: UPF0481 protein At3g47200-like
Source: RefSeq, a predicted model, not a curated record